This is a messenger RNA of Oncorhynchus nerka (sockeye salmon), 3361 nucleotides long. It is a transcript of the gene b3gat1a, whose product is annotated as beta-1,3-glucuronyltransferase 1 (glucuronosyltransferase P) a. Gene Ontology annotation, molecular function: galactosylgalactosylxylosylprotein 3-beta-glucuronosyltransferase activity. The transcript is spliced from 9 exons. Bases 946 to 2025 code for a protein of 359 amino acids. The record is from RefSeq and is a predicted model, not a curated record. NCBI's taxonomy places the organism in Eukaryota, Metazoa, Chordata, Actinopteri, Salmoniformes, Salmonidae. Gene Ontology annotation, cellular component: Golgi membrane. Gene Ontology annotation, biological process: chondroitin sulfate proteoglycan biosynthetic process; carbohydrate metabolic process.
UCCACGCGAAGAGCCAUCUCCCCCGUUACGACAGCACAGCACAGCCUGUCUCUGUGACAACUGCCGAGUCGCGGUAACAGAGACAGAGAUAGACAGAGAGAGGGAGGGAGGGACAGAUAUAGAGAGGAGGAGAAGGACUACCACGGAGCAAAACACAUUGCCUUUUUCUGUCUGACAUCCCCCCUCGUUCGCAUGUGUUUGUGUGUGAGCCUGCACGGAGGAGAGAAGGAAAGAUAAUUAAGCCGGAGAAAUUCUUCUUCUCUGUCUUUUAGUUUCCCUCUUUUCUCCAUCCAUCAUCCAAGGCUUGAAUACCGGUGUCAGCUGCCACAGCGGGAUAAAAUAAAGGGAUGCUUUGAAUGCUGCCUCUGUCUAUGACAAGGCACACAGAGAAGCAGAAAGAAGCACAACAAGCAGGGACAAAAGCAGGACAUUGAUAAUGAAUGGGAGUCCUUCCGUAGCAUGUGGUAGGAAUAGCAGUCCGUCACUGAAGUCUACGAAUAAGGAGCCUGCCCUUACGACGUGACAGUGCACAUGGUCUGGAUACCACCAGCCGUCCUGCAAGCCCUGCUACACUCCAGAGCCAAAGAUCCACUCCUCUUCAUCACCAGCCACAGCGCUCAUAACCACCGCCCUCCAAGUUUGUCCAAUUAUGGGAUGUAUGAGGACUUAAGAGGCCAGGGUUACUAGCAGACCACACUACAAAAAUACUGACGAGAUCCUUGCUGGCUGCAGACGGGCAGAACACUGUUGAUUCUCUCCGGGUGGUGUUUCCUGGGUGUGUCAGGAGGAGGCAUGGCUGGUUGAGAUGUCGUGGACGAUCACACCACUCAGCUAGACGUGCUGCUGCUGCGCUGUGUGGGCCUGGCUCCUGCAGCUGCACCAUUGAUGGUGCCGUGAUCCAGUUCUAACCGUGGGUAAUGACGAGACAUAAAACCAAUCCUGGAGAUGUCGAAGAGAAGAGACAUUCUUGCCAUCGUGUUGAUAGUGUUACCGUGGACUCUGCUCAUCACCGUUUGGCACCAAAGCGCAAUCGCUCCGCUGCUCGCCAUCCACAAGGCCUGUCACCACCUAGUAAAAGAGAUCUUUAUCAUACCAGAGAGGCUUGCAGUCCAUCGACACCGACUCGCAGAUGACGGAGCCGACAGAGGGCGGAGGGAGGCGGGCCAGUCCAGCGACUCUAAGGAGUACUGCUCCUCUGAUAAGGACAUAGUGGAGGUGGUGAGGACGGAGUAUGUGUACACGCGGCCACCGCCAUGGUCCGAUGGGUUGCCCACCAUCCACAUAAUCACCCCCACCUACAGCCGCCCAGUCCAGAAGGCAGAGCUGACGCGGCUGGCCAACACCUUCCUCCACGUGGCCAACCUGCACUGGAUCCUGGUGGAAGACUCUCAGAGGAGGACCCCGCUCGUUACACGCAUGCUCCGGGAAACGGGUCUCAACUACACCCACCUGAACGUGGAGACUCCCAGGAACUAUAAGCUGCGUGGGGACACGCGGGAUCCCAGGAUACCCCGGGGCACCAUGCAGAGGAACCUGGCACUGCGCUGGCUCAGAGAGACCUUCAACUCCAACAGCAGCCAGGCAGGCAUUGUCUACUUCGCUGAUGACGACAACACCUAUAGCCUGGAGCUGUUUGAGGAGAUGAGGUCAACAAGGAAGGUGUCUGUAUGGCCUGUGGCCUUUGUUGGUGGUCUGCGCUACGAGUCUCCCAAGGUCAACGCAGCAGGCAAGGUGUACGGCUGGAAGACUGUAUUUGACCCUCACCGGCCCUUUGCCAUCGACAUGGCGGGCUUCGCCAUCAACCUGCGGCUCAUCCUCUUCAAGCCCCAGGCCUACUUCAAGCUGCGAGGAGUGAAGGGAGGCUACCAGGAGAGCAGCCUUCUCCGGGAGCUGGUCACACUCAACGACCUGGAGCCCAAAGCAUCUAAUUGCACUAAGAUUCUCGUUUGGCACACUAGGACAGAAAAACCUGUCCUUGUAAAUGAGGGAAAGAAAGGAUUUACAGACCCCAAUGUGGAGAUUUGACGUUGUCUCCUCGGGCGAUGGUGGUUGUCUAAUAUGGACCCUGAGAAGAAAAAGAGGCCAUCUCCCAGUGCAAACAGUGUUCAUGUCUUAAUCAUUUCAGAAAAGACUGCCUCGGGGGCCAAAUCCUAAUCCCCUUGACUGAAACUAAACACUUUUAAUAUUGGGAUUACAAAUGCAUCAUAUUAAAGCACAGAUUAGUACAAGAUGGCAAUAUUUAUCAGGUUAAAUGUUGCCAGCAGCACCAACAUGAAGCAGACGGUGAGAGCUGAGCGAUUAAGGAUCAACGGGAGAUCGAUGCUCUCUGAACCUGCAUGACACCAUACUGCGUCUGUAGUGUCCUAACACGGGACAGCACAAGACAAACAUUGCAGGAGGGAGGGAGUUAGGCAGCCAAUGAGAUGAAGCGUUUACUGGCCUGAACAGGUCUUUCCCUCUAUAGACAUGGAUCUUCAGGGCAGGGGAUGAGAUCCUGAGAUCUUAGUAGGGUCUGUAAGAGACCUUUAAUAGACAUGUACUGCAAUGGCCUCCACGUCUUUAGACAGAACAAUCAUGGAGAAUCCCAAUCUCUCAGAAGAUCAAUUCUACUUUCAGCAAACACUAAAAGUUCAAAAAGGGAAGGAAUGUCCUUUUUGUAUAACUAAAACUAUGUCUGCUUUUAUUUAAUUUGCUAUUUUUUUGUGUUUACAUGCGUUUUCUUGCUAGUUCAAAACUACUGACUUGCCUCCAUUUUGAAAGCUAAAUCUGGGGAACCAUCCAUUUUCAGUGUCAUUCUCAGACAUGUAAUUCAGUGUGUACUGAAGCUAUUCACUUGAAAUAACUGACAUCAAGAUGGGCUCCUAACUCUUGGGAGGCACAAAAUAUUACAGGUCAAAUUCCUAAAAACAUAACUUAGCACUUAAAAGCACUAGUGACUGUGUUCCUAAGUGGAAACACGUGUGCAUACUAAUUUAACACAGGAACAAUUAGAGGACUCAUAGUAAGGUCCUCUCAGAUAAAAUGUAACAACUGAAUUUAUAUAGAUGUAAAAUAAAAACUAAGAAUUGACUUAGGCAUUGCCAAGAACACCUCAAUGUAUGACAACUGGCAUAGCACAUGUUCACUCCUGUUUUUCAAUCACAUGCCAUGAACAGUAUAACAGCACAUCACCACGUUAGGUUUAUCCCAACUUUGUGCAUAUGUUACAGUAUUAUCAUUACCCAAUGAUGAGCAGUUUGGCAGACGGCCAUAUAGUAUGCUGAUUUAUAUAACCACAGUAGCUAACUAGUAGAGUAGGACAACAGAAAGCAAUCGAAGUUAUCUAAGCUAAAGGCACUGACAGUCGAGAUAUACAGUAAAA